This is a messenger RNA of Amyelois transitella, 4361 nucleotides long. It is a transcript of the gene Trim9, whose product is annotated as E3 ubiquitin-protein ligase TRIM9. The record is from RefSeq and is a predicted model, not a curated record. Lineage: Eukaryota; Metazoa; Arthropoda; Insecta; Lepidoptera; Pyralidae. The transcript is spliced from 9 exons. Gene Ontology annotation, molecular function: zinc ion binding; protein binding. Bases 178 to 2157 code for a protein of 659 amino acids.
UCUUAGGUAUCUUUAUUUACGAUGGUUGUGGAAAUGGUUGAAGUGGGACUAUAAUGAAAUAUGUGGAUAAUAAAAAAAUAAUUAAUUUUUUAACAAUGACCAUCAAUACACUUAAUAGAGGAAAAGUUCAGAACUAUUCCAAUAUCAUUUAAUUCAUACAAUUAUAAUAUUUUCAAUAUGGAAGAGGAAUUGAGAUGUUUUGUUUGUAAAGAACUUUACAGGGAACCAGUACUAUUACCUUGUGGGCAUGCAUUAUGCCGUAUUUGUGCAACUAGUUUACAGUGUCCUGUGCAUGAAACAGAUAAUUCUGUCGCUUCAAAUGAUUACCAAGAAGCUGACAAAGCAUCGGUAUCAAGCGAAACAGACAGCGGCGUGGUAUGUGGAUCAAGGCCUAAUAGUUACGCGGGAACGCCUGCCGCGCCCGUUUUUCCUUCUUCAGCAUUUACUCUGUCUUGUCCAUUGUGUAGAAAGCAAGUGUACUUAGAUGACAAUGGAGCAGAUGGUCUGCCACCGUUUCGAGUUAUGCGGACAAUUGUGGAGAGAUUCGGAGGUGUUACCGGAGCUCCACCUGCUGAGGAAGCUUGUCAAAUGUGUGAAGGAGAACGUAGAGCCGCCGUAGUUCGGUGCGAACAGUGUUCUGUGCGGUACUGUGCAGGAUGUAGAGAUGCUUGGCAUCCAACAAGGGGGCCCUUAGCACAGCAUGUAUUGAGAGCACUUGGCACCACAUGUAUAGAUCAUGGUUCCUCUCCAGUUCUGUUCUGUAAUACAUGUUUAUUGCCUAUAUGCCAACGUUGUAAUGCUGAAAAACAUGUGUCUCAUGAAACACAACAGCUAGCUAUUGCUGCCAGAGCCCAUAAGACUGAACUUUCACAAUCACUUCAUCAACUUUCGGAACAGGCUAAAGCUAUGACUGAGUACAUACAAAUAGUAAAGGGAUCAAGUGAAAAAAUAAAUGAAUCAUGUGAAGACUUAGAAAAACAGAUAGACCAAGCUUGUGCAGAAGUAAUACACGCAGUAGAAGUUCGUCGUGACGAGCUUGUUCGAGCCGCCCGAGGAACCCGCUCCCAAACUGUGGCCGGCAUGCGGUCCCUCACUUCACAGGCUGCACAGAAACUACGGGAAGCCACAGCCCUAUUACAUUUCUCCAUAGAAGCCUUAAAGGAAUCCGAUCAUGCUGCAUUUCUGCAGGUAGGCAAUAUUCUAUCGACUCGUGCGCAGGAGACAGCAAAUAAGCUGUGUUCGUCGCUGGAGCCACCGCCGGGAACGCCGGCCCUAACGCUAGACACGGAACCGGUACUGCGCACUGUACGCGCUAUGAACUUCAUUGAAUGCAUACCUCCGAGCGCCCCCGAGAUGGCGGUGGAGGCGUGCGCGGCGCGCGGCUGCUCGUGCACGCUGGCGUGGCGAGCGCCGCCCUCCGCCGUGCGCGGGUACGUGCUCGAGCUCGACGACGGGCUCGGCGGACCUUUUCGGGAGGUGUACUGCGGUCGCGAAACUGUCUGUACGAUUGACGGGUUACACUACGCGUCCUUGUACAGCGCCAGGGUAAAAGCCUUUAACGGGGCGGGGGAAGGGCCCUACAGUGAAGUCAUCGGACUGCAGACUUCACCUGUGGCGUGGUUCUCGUGGGACGCCCGCUGCGGCGGCGCGGCCGGCAGCGGCGGCCUGCAGCUGGGCGGCGGCGGGCUGUCGGCGCGCGCCGCCGGCUGGCAGCCGCGGGUCGCGCUGGCCGACCAGCCGCUCGCGCGCGGCACGCAUUACUGGAAACUGCGACUAGACCACUAUGACGCCGAUGCCGAUCCGGCCUUUGGAAUUGCGAGAGCGGACGUCGCUAUGGAUAAAAUGCUGGGUACAGACGCGCUAGGCUGGGCCAUGUACAUAGACAGCACGCGGUCGUGGUUCGUGCACGGCGGGGCGCACGGCGGGCGCGCGGCGGGCGGCGUGGCGCCGGGCUCCAGCGUGGGCGUGCUGCUGGACCUCACCCGCGGCACGCUGAGGUUCACCGUGGACGAUAGACCGCAGGGCGACAUCGCAUUCACGGGUCUCCGCGGCGCUUUCUACCCGGCCGUGUCGCUCAACCGCGGCGUCGCCGUCACGCUGCAGCCCGGUCUGCCUCCGCCCCCGGACUUGCUCAUGUCACAACUCUCCUUAGAGUGAACACAGUGGGAGACGCUUCGAUAUUUUACUUAAAACUAUGGAAUGAUGUGUCUUCUGUAGAACGCAGUUUUAAAACUGCCAAAUCUUGGAAUUAGGAUUAAAUAACGAAAACAUUAUGGUGACACUAGUAUUGACGUUACAAAGUUGAAAAUUUGACUGAUCACAUUUUUUUUUACUAUUGCUCUUUUUAACUUCCAGAGACGUCCACAUGUCAAAACUUAAUAUCUUACCUUAUUAGUCUUAUCGUUUAUUGCGUGUGAUAUUCAUCAAUAUUUCUACGGUAUAGGAAGCACAUAAUCAAGAAGGAAAAAGAUGGCACAUUAGAGAUUUCCCAAACAUUUAUAACUUCGCAUUCCUGUAAUGUGUCAAACAAGUUAGAUAGAAAAAAUCUUUCAAAAUUUGAUAAACAUAAUCGACAAGCAAGUAAAGAUUAAUCGAUUUAUACUUUAAAAAAAUAACUGGGAUUAAUGAUUACGUUAGGUAGCCCCAAUCAGUUUGAAUAGUUAUUAUAUAAAUAAGGCAAAAUGACGAAAUAAUAUGCAAUUCAUUUCAUACUGCAUUAAUACCAAGCGUUUAACUCUCAUUACGACAUAUCUAAUCUAGGUACUUAAUUGUAAGAAAAUGAGUCAAAUUCAAAAUUUUUAUUCAGUAUUAUAAGAUAUGUACUUCAUAUCGCUUAAUAAUUGUCAUAUCUUUUGGUUUCACAACAUUAGUUGACGUCAAAUAAAUUACUUCAAACUAAGUUUACUGCCGCUUUCAAGGCGUCAGUGCAGAAGAAGCGGUAACAAACUACAGUGUAGCAUUUUCUUCCAACAACGUCAACUUUACGUAGAUCGCUUAAGCCGCCCAAUAGGUUUAAGUUAAUAUAACUACUUAGUUAAUAUAUUAACGUAAUAUAUAUAAGUCGUAGAUAGAUAUUAUAAAAUACUGUUUGUUGUGUGGUUAAAAUUUUGUGUUCAAUAUUUUUAGUACUGAUAACGGCUGUUUUAUGUGCAGUGAUCGAAAAAAAACUAGAAUCGAAUUGAAAUGUUGAUAUAUAUGAAUUUGAAAACUGGUCGCACGUGCCCGACAAUGCUUAACAUUAUGGUUUCGUAGUUGCCUAUUACAAUUAACCACAACUUUAAACCAGGGUGUUAUUGGAUUCCUCAUACUUGCUUCUGCCAUAAAUCAUAUUAUAUCAUAUAUUAUUUAAUCGCUCUAGAUUGUUAUAUGACUAGUUCUAUACCGACCACUGAUGAUUUUGGAAAAGAAUUAAAAAUUCACUGCAGAAAGAUGUUUAAAAAUACUUACAAAUAUGUACAUAAAGUAUUAAAUUAUUUUAGUUCAAGUUUUUGGCCAUUUUUAUUUUAAAUAUUAUAUUUCGUUUAUUUUUAUACAUAUGUUCACAAAUUCUUUCUGUAAAAAAGUUAAUUUAUUUUUAUUAUAAUCAUUUUUUUAUAAACUAUGUAAUAAUAUUGCCAUGUCUUUAUUAAAUAUAGUAACAUAGCUGUGCUACAAUAUAUAACAUAGUAACUACUAGUGCUUUGUACCUGAACAGAACCGAAUAUUCCAUUACCCACCAAGUUGCAUUCUGUUUAUAGUAUUUAUUUCUAGGUAAAAUUGCGCUGUUUCUGUUUCCGCCUAUGGUUUCAUUGUAAAUAUCAGUAUAAUUUACAGUUAUAUUUCAGUUAAAACUUAAAUUUACCACUUCAAUUACUCGCACUCGAUCUUAUUUGUUUAUACAGAUACUAACCAGUGGUGACUAGCUAGCAUUCGCGUGACUUACAAAGCAUUAUUACUUUUGUGUGGCUAAUUAUCUUUUAGUUAUGAAAACAAAUUUAGCCAUUGCUAGUCGAGAAAUGUAAUUACAAUAUUUUGAUACAUUUAAUCGAGAAAUACCUAAUAAAAAAGUUUUAUAGGGUGCAUUAAAGAUGGAUAUUUUUCUAAUUUAAGAUUAAAAUCUUUAAAAAAAAAUGCCACAAUCGAUAAUUGUAAAAUGGUUAACGGUCUGUCUGUAAAUGUUGAAGGUUUCACCUCACAUCAAAAGUUGACGGGUUUUUUUUUACUUGUAAUGAAGAUGAAUAAUUUUGGGUCAUUAUUUUUUUAAGUUCUGUGACUUUUUAAAACUUUCAUUUAGUUAUUAGCUCUUGAGCAAUGUGCUUUUGUACUUACUUAAAUUAUGACUGAUUUACAAUAAAAUUAUACCACUAACAUAUCGUUUCUGA